UUCGUUUACACAAAGCAGCGGAGCAGCAGCGGAGCAGCAGUGGGACUGGGCUGUUGUCUGGCGCUCGUCCUGUAAUUAUCUCUCAGUAGUCCAGGGGACAUCACGUCGGCUGCUAAGCUUGCAAGAUGACCUUCAAGAACUUUAGGGAGUACCUGGCCUGGCUGUACUACCAGUAUCUGCUCAUCACGGGCAUCUAUGUCCUGGAGCCCUGGGAAAAGUCCAUCUUCAACUCCAUUCUCUUCUCUGCCAUCGCCAUGGUGGUCUACACCUCCUAUGUCUUUGUGCCCAUCCACGUGCGCCUUGCACUGGAGUUUUUCUCUGGGAUCUUUGGCGGCCAGCCUGAGAGCACUAUGGCACUCAUAAACUAAAAGAUGAGAGAAUAUGGAGGAAAAAGAGGCAGCAAUUGGGUGGAUUAGCAUUAAAUAAUUCCCCACAACUCUUAUCUCCUAGAGCACCUUGUGCCCCUCUUUACACCACGCUCAUCCCGAACCACAGCGGUCCGUCACCUCAGCUAAUCAAGACUGAAAACAUGAAGAUCUUAAUGGAGAAAUCUGGAGAUCAGAGCCUUACUAUCUUCUUUACAUCCCAAACCCUCUGGCCUUACCCCAUGGUAUUAGACAUACGACUGUACAUCACUUUCACAUCCUCGCUGUGAAAUGUUUUGUAAAAUGUUGUUUGUCCUAUUUGUUUUUGUCGGGUUUUUUUGUCAACACAUGUCCUGUGUGAGUGCAUACCACCUCUGGGUUUUGCAUGAUAGGGUCAUACGUGGGUAGUACAUUUGCAUGCUCAUCUCACUACGAAAUACCACUACACUCACUUUUUUCAUCGAGACUUCAAAGCUGCAAUCUUUAAAAGGGCAUUCCAGCAAUUUAGUUUGUCACUUCCUGAAAAAAGGAUUUUGAAAAACAAAAACAACUGAGUAGGUUAUUGACUGGUUAAUACCCCCAUCUUUUAAAAUCAGCACCCAAAGUUUGGGGUAUUUUUCAGACUUAGAGUUGUGUUCGAAAUCGUCAUUUACUAUAUUGUGCAUUCAUUUACUCUAUUGUGUAUUAUAGUGUCUGAAUGUGAAAUGUAUGCAUUGUGUAAUCGCCAGAACAAAUGUUGGUAUUGUACUUUUCUGCAAACCACAGACAUGUAAAAUUUCCACAUUACUCUGUAGCAGAUAUGUUGAAACUUUAUGUUUCUUUAUGUUUUAACAAUGCUGUGGUUCACAUGGUUAUAUUUAGGCACAAAAAGAAAAAGAUAGUUUGGUUGCACAAAGAUGCCACAGAUGUCUUGGCUUAGUUGUUUGUCAUUCUUAAACAUUGGUCUGCAGCUUGGAAGCCAUCUUGCCUAGGUUUUACAUCAUCCAACAUCCUCACCACCUCUAGAUGACAAAGAUAGCUUACAUACAUGUAAUCAGAACUGCAUCGGAAGUGGAAACAUUCACUUUUUUUCUGUGUCUCCUCUCUAAAGUCCAUCGUUUUUGAGGGUCCAUUA
This is a messenger RNA of Plectropomus leopardus (leopard coralgrouper), 1479 nucleotides long. It is a transcript of the gene sptssb, whose product is annotated as serine palmitoyltransferase, small subunit B. Gene Ontology annotation, molecular function: serine C-palmitoyltransferase activity. NCBI's taxonomy places the organism in Eukaryota, Metazoa, Chordata, Actinopteri, Perciformes, Serranidae. Gene Ontology annotation, cellular component: serine palmitoyltransferase complex. The record is from RefSeq and is a predicted model, not a curated record. Gene Ontology annotation, biological process: endoplasmic reticulum organization; ceramide biosynthetic process.